AUUCAGCUUCGCAGACCUUGCGGUAGCACUGAACAUUAAAUCCCGCCGCACGGAACGGAAGCGCCGCCUCGCUCGCCCAACUCCCACGAGCCACGACUCCUCUUCUCUGUUGGGGGUUUAACUCCACAAAUUCGUGAGCCGUCCUUCCCCUCCGUCGCCGCAUCGAUUCCAUCUCCACCCACUCUCCCCCGACGCCUCAAUCGCAAAUCCCCUUCGUCGAUCGAUUGAUCCUGCUUGCAGGGUCGAUUCGUAGCAGUGCGCGAGCAUUGGGGAUUGUUUGGGGUGCGGUCGCUUCCGGCGUUGGAUGCUGUUGUCGCGGUGAGGCGGCGCCGCGGGGCUUCGACUUAAACCAAGCCUAGCCGCAAUGCCGACGGCGACACCGGCGCCGACACCCAAGGCGGUGAUCCACCAGCGGUACGGCGCCAAGGCCGUCUACAGGGUGGAGGAGGUGCGGGAGGCCGUCGACGGCGGCGGCUGCCCGGGCCUCGCGCUGCCGCAGCAGGGCACCAGGUGCGUCUACCGCUGCGAGCUCGACAUCGCCGGGGUGCUCCGCGUCGCCACCCCCGGGAAUUUCGUCAGGAAGAAGGACGCCGAGCAGGCCGCCGCGCAGAUCGCCCUCGACAAGCUUGGUAUUCAGCCCACAGCAAAUACUCCUGCUACACCUGAAGAAGCUUGGGAGGAACUUAUUGGUCGUAUAUCUUACUUUUUUGCAGAUGAGAACUUUCCCGCGUCAUCUCAUCCUCUUGUUGGCCACUUGAGUGUGUCACUCAGAAGAACUGGGGAUCUCCUUGGAAGGAUUCCUAUUUCAGCUAUUGUUGCGUGCGAUGUGAAGGUCCAUACAUUGUGUAAAAUUAUUGACCCUAAGGCAGAAUUUGACCCUCUCUUAGUUUUGUCAAUGAUCUAUAAUGCUGCCAAACAAUCUCCUGGUGUCUCUGUUAGUGACAGCGACUUCUGGAUUCAGAGUCAAAGGCCUUAUUCGCCUGAGGCCGUUGAUUUGGCUUUUCAGCGUUGGUCUGGUAUUUCAGAUCCCAUAAGUGUAGAAGCGGUUUUUGUUCCCUGUGUGAUGGAGGAUGAACCUAAGACAGUAAGACUUAAUAUAUCACAGAAUGAACAUUACAUGGGUGAUAUAGCAUCUAUGCUCUCUGCGACUGACUCCUCCCAUGUCCUUGUCUCAAGAACAGUUGGCAAAACAUCUUCUGAGAUAAGGUUUUAUUUCCCAGCUCCGAAUGUACAGCUUGUUUCUGAUUUAUCAAACAAUGUGGCUAGUCAUCGUGGAGAUGGCAAUAUGAACCGUGUAAUAAAUAAGCGAGCUUCCUACAUUUCUGGUCAAACAAUUUAUGGAGAUGCAAUUUUGGUAAAUGUUGGAUACACAAGGAGAGACACAGAACUUCAAACUGAACGUGUCACUCUAUGCACCUAUUAUAGGAUUCUUCUGGGCAAAUUACCUGAUGGAAUUUACAAGAUCUCGAAGGAGUCGAUUCUUGUGGCAGAGCUUCCAUGUGUUUAUUCUCGUACUAGUUGGAAAGGCCCCUCUCCACGAGAUCUCCUUUGUUCGUUCUGUCGCCUCCAGAGGCUAUCAGAGCCCCAUUUCGCUGCUAAUAGAGUAAGGGCAUCCUGUAACACCCUUGGAUCAGCUGUGUGCUCUGAAAAGAUCGGAUCGCCAAAACCAGCUACAGGAAGUCAGUACGGUAAUGAUGGCAGGAUUGACAAGGAAAACCCAGAUGUGUUCGAGUGUGAUGUCAAGAUAUAUUCAAAGAAGCGGGAACUUUUACUAGAGUAUUCUACAGAUGAUGACUGGAGCAAGGAAUCUGAUGCUAUUCAGAAUUCGGCGUUGAAGGUCUUGGUUUGGUUUAAUCAUUAUUUCAAGCAACUGAAUACACUCUUGGAGAAGAUAUAUCUUCCUAAGAGCACUGAUGGCUUCACGAUAUAUCCAAAUACUUUUUCUCAAGAAUUCGCUAUGUGCUUAUCUGUCUAUGGCAAGACCAAUGGUGGUAAUUCAAUAACUUGCAGCACAGUUGGACUGUUUCCUAUGGAUCCAUCACAUCAGCAGCUUGAAAACAGUGCAUUUUUAACAGAUGUUGAUGGUCAAGACUCUGGUGUUUUCCCAUCCCAUGGAUCGUUGACUUGCAUAGACUAUAUUGUUUACUUGUUUAUGAAGGACAAAAGGAAGAGAUAUAUCCUAGAAGUUAAUAAUGAGUUUGAGUUUGAGAUAGGUGCUGGAGCUGUUAGGAAUCAGCUUGAAUCAUGUGUAACUCAGCUGUCAGUUAAUCAAAGUGCACGUUUUGUAGAUGAACUGUCUGAUAGGGAUUUAUUCCUGGCUGCAGCUAGUGAGCUGUCACCUGACCUUUCCAAGAUAUCUAGAGACAGCUGCGUCUUGGAGUUCUCUGUAAAGGUGUUGCAAGUAACUGAACCUUUAGAAGAUAGAAUGGAGAAGGCCUUGUUCAAUCCUCCUUUAUCUAAACAAAGGGUUGAAUUUGCUGUUCGGCAUAUCAAUCAGCUGCAUGCUACGACACUGGUUGAUUUUGGCUGUGGAUCUGGUAGUCUUCUUGAUUCAUUGUUAGAGCAUCCCACAACCCUUGACAAAAUUGUUGGUGUUGAUAUUUCUCGAAAGGGCCUUACAAGAGCAGCCAAGAGCCUUCAUCAGAAGCUUAGCAAGAAGUCCUUGAUGCAGACUGCUGUUCCAACAGCUGUACUCUAUCAUGGAUCCAUAACAGAUUUUGAUUCUCGCUUAUAUGGGUUUGACAUUGGCACCUGCCUUGAGGUGAUUGAGCACGUGGAGGAGGACCAAGCAAGCUUAUUUGGCCACGUCGUCCUGAGUUCAUUCUGUCCGGCAGUGCUCAUUGUUUCCACGCCCAACUAUGAAUACAACCCUAUCCUCCAGAGGUCAGCUAUGCCCACCAAGGACGAGGAGCCAGAAGAAAACGCUGGACCUUGCAAGUUCCGCAACCAUGACCACAAGUUUGAGUGGACAAGGUCCCAGUUCCAGCGCUGGGCUACUGGCCUUGCAGCGAACCAUAACUACAGCGUGGAGUUCAGCGGUGUUGGCGGCUCAGGCGAGGAACCCGGCUACGCUUCCCAGAUUGCUGUUUUCAGAAGAAUGGCACGAGAUCAAGUGGAGACAGUCCCGGACGAAGAUGAUCCACCUCGACCUUAUGAGACUCUCUGGGAAUGGCCUACCACGUCAAUACCGUCCCACUGAUUACUGGUGGAGGGUUUGAUAUACCUGACUCCUCGCCGUGCUCCUAACUGAGGCGAUCAGACUGUUUGGUAGUACUAACUUUCAUUAUGGAACUCCACUCAAACCGUGUCUCUGGAUAUGAACAACCCUCGAUACGUUGAACUAAAUAGUUGCGGUGCCUAUCCCUUACGAUGGUUUAUAUCCCUGUAAAAUUCUUCAAAUACUCCGUCGCAAGCAAAUGGCUAUUCGUUGCAGCGUGCUUUUUCAUGAGAAAUAACCACAAUGGCUGUUUUAAGCAA
This is a messenger RNA of Brachypodium distachyon (stiff brome), 3477 nucleotides long. RefSeq names its product small RNA 2'-O-methyltransferase. Lineage: Eukaryota; Viridiplantae; Streptophyta; Magnoliopsida; Poales; Poaceae. Gene Ontology annotation, molecular function: O-methyltransferase activity; RNA methyltransferase activity. The coding region runs from base 365 to 3199 and encodes 944 amino acids. Gene Ontology annotation, biological process: RNA methylation; piRNA processing; siRNA processing. The record is from RefSeq and is a predicted model, not a curated record. Gene Ontology annotation, cellular component: cytoplasm; nucleus. The transcript is spliced from 9 exons.